Molecule: messenger RNA, 332 nt
Organism: Exaiptasia diaphana
Lineage: Eukaryota; Metazoa; Cnidaria; Anthozoa; Actiniaria; Aiptasiidae
Product: protein YhfA
Exons: 1
Source: RefSeq, a predicted model, not a curated record
AUGAAAGCUACAGUAAAGUGGACAGAUGGCGUACAGUUUGUGGCCGAAUCCGGUUCAGGUCACGCUCUGGUGAUUGAUGGAGCUCCGGAUCAUGGAGGUCGUAAUACCGGUCCACGCCCAAUGGAAUUACUGUUAAUGGGGCUGGGUUCCUGCAGUUCUUUUGAUGUCAUUGCCAUCCUGAAAAAAUCCCGCCAGGAUAUUCUGGACUGUCGGGCAGAAAUUGAAGCAGAACGGGCAGAUGCUGUACCUUCCGUAUUUACGAAAAUUCACCUGCACUUUGUUGUCACCGGACAUAACCUGAAAGAAGCUCAUGUUAAACGAGCAGUAGAAAU